GCCAUUUCAAAAUCUGGUCACACUGGAGUCUGACGAGUUGUUUUUGGCGGAGAAAAACCCAGAAAAGAAACUGCGGUGUUCACAAAUUCCCAGUUAAGCCGAUUUCUUAGCCCCACAUUAUUAACACUCACUGACCGUUCUGCGGUCGAGUCGUAGCACCGAAAAUCGAGCGCCGUUUGUAUUUUUUUUCUGUUCUUCCUCGUGGAAAAUCAGUGAACUAGCGGCCCACCGAAACGAAAAAGUGAAAUUGCCUUUUGCGGCAAAUAAGAAAAAAGAAUUAAGAAAGAGAGAAACAACAGCAACGGUAACGAAAAUUGUUGUUUACAAAAGUAUAUAAGCAAUCGGGCGUCGCUGUGUGCGUGCGUGUGUGCGUGUGUAGUUGUUGCGCCAAAAAUUCCGAUCGGAAUUCUGGAACAGCUGGCCACAACAACAAAACGCGGCCAAGAACAAUUUAGCUGCUGAAAAAUGGGCGACUUCGAUCUGAAUGUGGACAGUUUGAUACAGCGGCUGCUGGAGAACUUCAAAAAGCAAAAAGAGGCCGAAGAGCACGCCCAGAAGCUGCUAAUCGCUCAACAAUUGGCCGCCGCUGGCGGAGCGGCCGCUGCCGUUGCUACCGCUUCAGCGGCCGCCGCCGCAGCCGCCGUUUCCGCAUCGUCGCCGACGUCCAGCAGCAGUUACUCCGCUCUGGCGGCCUCUUUUGGAUCGGGAACGGGAUUAGGAUCGGGAACGGGCUCUGGAUCGGGAUCGGGAUUGGGGGCUGGAUCCGGAUCAGGAUCCGGAUCGGGGUCCAGUUACGAUCCGCUGGAAGAGCUCACCGAACAGCAGCGCCGGCUGUUGCAACAGUACUCGAUAUCGCCGCCCAGCGAGACGAUGAUAUCCGCCGAUGGCGACCAAAUCACCGUCCAUCAUCCGCGCGAGGAGCCCAAGAAAUCCAGAUUGAAACUGCGCGACUUUUUCGUCGCCGAGUUUGUGCGCAGCUGCCGAACGGGCAAACAGGUGCAGAUGACCGAGGCGGAGGUGCGCGGAUUGUGCCUCAAGUCGCGCGAGAUCUUCUUGCAACAGCCCAUCCUGCUGGAGCUGGAGGCGCCGCUGAUCAUCUGCGGCGACAUCCACGGCCAGUACACAGACCUCUUGCGGCUAUUCGAGUACGGCGGCUUCCCUCCGGCCGCCAACUAUCUCUUCCUCGGCGACUACGUCGACCGGGGCAAGCAGUCGCUGGAGACCAUCUGCCUCCUGCUGGCCUACAAGAUCAAAUAUCCGGAGAACUUCUUCUUGUUGCGCGGCAACCACGAGUGCGCCAGUAUUAAUAGGAUUUACGGCUUCUACGAUGAGUGCAAGCGUCGGUACAACGUAAAGCUGUGGAAGACCUUCACGGAUUGCUUCAACUGCCUGCCAGUUGCCGCGAUCAUCGACGAGAAGAUCUUCUGCUGCCACGGCGGCCUGAGUCCCGAUCUCCAGGGAAUGGAGCAGAUCCGUCGCCUGAUGCGACCCACGGACGUUCCGGACACCGGUCUGCUGUGCGACCUCCUGUGGAGCGAUCCCGACAAGGACGUUCAAGGAUGGGGGGAAAACGACCGCGGAGUGAGCUUCACGUUCGGCGUGGACGUUGUCUCCAAGUUCUUGAACCGCCACGAGUUGGAUUUGAUCUGUCGUGCGCAUCAGGUUGUGGAGGACGGCUACGAGUUCUUUGCGCGUCGUCAGCUGGUCACACUGUUCUCGGCGCCCAACUACUGCGGGGAGUUCGACAACGCCGGCGGCAUGAUGACCGUGGACGACACGCUCAUGUGCUCAUUCCAGAUCCUGAAACCAUCGGAGAAGAAGGCCAAGUAUCUGUACAGCGGAAUGAACUCAUCGAGACCCACAACACCGCAGCGCAGCGCCCCAAUGUUGGCGACCAACAAGAAGAAAUAAUAUAUCCAUCCGCUUCCAUUUCCUUAAAGGUUCAACAACAAACAACAGAAGUAAACUUUUACAUAGAUACACACAUAUAUAUACAUAUAAAUAUAAAGAGAUGUAGAGCAGAGAAAGGAAGGGCAAGUUAUAAAUUAUAAAGGUGUGAAACGAAAAACCAACUGACGAAGUAACGAAGCAUGCUAAAUCCAAGUGCAUAAAGCUAAACAUUUAUGUGUAUCCGUCGUUAUCUGUAAACAUAGAGCAUGUGUGUUUUUUGGGUGUGGAAUCUGUGUCCAACUUGAUUACCUUACCUUAUCCGCGUACCUGCUAGUUGCAAAUAACAUCGGCAGCUGCACAAGCGACACAGCAACACUCGAAGGCCCUAAGUUAAGUCGAUAGCUGCAUUUGAUCCGAUUAUCAGAUUAACCGAUUAUCAGAUUAACCGAUUAUCAGAAUAACCGAUUAUCAGAUUAACCGAUUAACCGAUGAAUGGAAACGAUGACAAAGCCUCCACUUCCCCCCAAAAAAAAAACAGCAGCUCCCCAUCACCUAAAAUCCCAAAACAUGCAGAUAAACAAAUAAAUUAAAAGUACAGCGAUGUUAAGCAAUGAAUUUAUAUAUAGGCUUAUUAAUGUAAACUAUAUACGAUAUACUUAUAUAUUCAUAACUACAAGAGAGAAACGAAAACAAACCUAAAUAAAACUAAAAGGAAAUAGAAACAGAAAGCAAAGUAUCUGACCACUGUGCAGAUCCUUUGUGGCUGCACAGUGGGACAAAACAGCUAUCAGUUUACUUCUACUUUUGGCCGUGCGCCGAGCUUACAAAAUUCGCAGCAAUUGUACGAUUUUUGGUUGUCCUCCUAACAACUAAGUGCGCAUUACAAAUUUGUCUGACAAAAAUCUAAGAAAAUCAAAAAACUAAGAAAGCAAAUGAUAAAAUUAUAGAAACAAAAACCUAUGUAUUAAGCUUAAAACAGUUGAACUCUGUGUGUGUAUUUUAUUUAUUAUUUAUCUAGAAAUAUAAAUAUAUAUGUUCUUUUUGUCAUUGGUUAAUUAAUUUAUUGCUUACAUUAUAUUUAUAAAACAAAAAAAAAUGAAUUAAUCCCUAACAUCUACGUUUGUCAUUAUACUCAGUUUAAGUGGCAAAAAAAAUACUGUUAACGUGUUAUUGGGCAUUUAACAACUGGGGCUUGUUUUUCAAUGCCUAAACUUUACCUAGAAAAACUCCAACCUAACUUUAACUUGCCUCACACACAAAAGAAAAGGAAUAAAUAAACAAAUUUUAAAUUUAACGAAUUACUUCGAGUACUUGAAACACCAAUUUUUGUGCAUAUUUAAUUUACGAAUAAGAAACGGAAUGCGUUGAAGAAUGUUGCAAGGGAGAAUAAGUGAAUGUGAAGUGAAUAUAUGAAAAUAUAUAAGUAUAUACAGAAGGAACGAAAGAGAAAACUAAUUUUUUCAUCGUCGUAACUUAUUAGAUUAUAGUGCCUUUUUUGCCUCCCAAAACAAAAAAAGAAAAAUAAAACAAACGAUAACGAAAGUGUAAACUAACAAAUGGUUUAUAUAUACAGAUCAUAUAGAUAUACAUAUACGGCUUACGAAAGCUAAUUAGAAAGACGAGAAAUGCGUUUAUUUUGUAACAACAAACUAAAGUAACCACAGCUGAUCUAACAAAGCAUUUUUAUCUAAUUUCUUUCUAUAAGAAACCACUAACUAAUUAAUAACCGACUCAGAUAUUUAGAAAAUAUUGAAAGUUUUUUUAAAAUGUUUUCUUACUUGUCAUUUUCAAAAUGUAAUCAUAUUUCUUAUUUGUUUUGUAAUCGGUUUCAACUAAAUUGAUCUAGCUGCAAAUUAAAAACUUGCUUGAGAACUUUUCAAGAAAUUGAGAAAUAUUUUUGUUUGCUACUAAAUUAAAUUAAUUAUAUUUUUUUUAUCAAGAAUAUGUUGUGGUUCUAAGUAAAUAUGCAUCGAAAAAGAACGCGGGUGGCAAACAAGUCAAUUAAUUGCAUUAAAAUUUAACCAAUCGAUGAGAGAUAAACAAAAACAAAAACAAGGAACUGUGGAGCGAUUAGCAUUUGAGCCAUAAGCUGUUGUUUUCUCACUCUCCUAUUUGUUGUUAUUCCCGAUUAUUAGCGAAAACAUCUCCCAAUUAUCAGCAUCAGUUUCGUGUGUGUGCUUGUGAGCUGCAUUCGCAUACAUAUUUUUCAUAUAAAUACACACACACAUGCAAACAUACCAGAAUUUAUAUAUAUGUAUAUAUAUAUAUAUAAAAAGUAAUACAAGUAACAAAUAUACGAAAUUACUACAGUGGAAAACCCAUGCGAAUAAUAUAGAGAGAGAAAAGCAAUACGAAAACACAAAACGUAUAACAGAUAAAUAUAUUUAUUAUUAAAAAUCAAAUAAAAAUUAAUUACAACUUUA
Drosophila ficusphila is the source of this 4313-nucleotide messenger RNA. RefSeq names its product serine/threonine-protein phosphatase beta isoform (gene flw). Bases 466 to 1911 code for a protein of 481 amino acids. Gene Ontology annotation, molecular function: protein serine/threonine phosphatase activity. Gene Ontology annotation, cellular component: nucleus; cytoplasm. The record is from RefSeq and is a predicted model, not a curated record. Lineage: Eukaryota; Metazoa; Arthropoda; Insecta; Diptera; Drosophilidae. The transcript is spliced from 6 exons.